AUGAAUGAAAAUUUAAAAGAUAACAUCGAAUUACUAUCUUAUGCGAAAUUAGCCGAGUAUGAUCAGACACGUAUUGAUUUAUCCAUACGCAAAUAUGUCUUGAUUACCAAUUUACUACGAGGACCUAAAGAAGAUCUGUUAGAACAACAUUGGUUUGACACUUGUCUAAAUGAAUUGACAAGAGAAGAAGAACAACAACAGCAACAGCAACAGCAACAACAAAAUGAUAAAAUGCAAGAUAAACCUAAUGUUCAACUUUAUUACAAUUUCAAUCAUCGAAAUGGAUUCCUAGUUUACACUUCCAAUCUAUAA
Messenger RNA from Rhizopus microsporus ATCC 52813, 312 nucleotides. RefSeq lists its product as uncharacterized. NCBI's taxonomy places the organism in Eukaryota, Fungi, Mucoromycota, Mucoromycetes, Mucorales, Rhizopodaceae. The record is from RefSeq and is a predicted model, not a curated record. The coding region runs from base 1 to 312 and encodes 103 amino acids. The transcript has a single exon.